Messenger RNA from Amaranthus tricolor (Joseph's coat), 951 nucleotides. RefSeq names its product protein S40-2-like. The transcript has a single exon. The record is from RefSeq and is a predicted model, not a curated record. Bases 338 to 706 code for a protein of 122 amino acids. Lineage: Eukaryota; Viridiplantae; Streptophyta; Magnoliopsida; Caryophyllales; Amaranthaceae.
UCCCAUAAUAUUCGAUCCAUUUUCUCAUCAUGAGUCAUGACAACAUCCUUUUACUUCUCCAAGACAUACUUUAUAUAUACACCUUCCAAAUAUCUAUGAAUAUACCCCUUAGCCACCAUUUCUUCCUUCUCCAACCUAUUCAACCCAUCCUCAUUUCAUAAAAUAAAAUCUUUUCGAAUUAAGGUUUUAGCGUUUGUUAAAUUUCAUUGCUGAUUCAUUUUUAACCCAAUCAUUUGACUUAUUUUUUCGACUAAAUUUUGAGAUAAUUAUAUUUUUCAACUAAAUAUAUAUAUUUUUUGGAUCCGCCACCGGUUACAGUUCCCUAUAUUUGAAUAAUAUGGAUUUUGAUGAAUUUGAAGAGUCAGAGAUGAUAUUCUCGGACUACUCAUCAGAUCAAAUCAUAGAAAAUAAGGAUAUGAGCAAGCUGAUCAAAUCAAAGAAAAUAAAAAGUGUGAGCAAGAAACAAAGGGUAAGAUCAUUAUCUGUACCAAUCAACAUUCCUGAUCAAAUCAUCAGCACAUUUGAAUAUGAUGUUGAUGUGGUGAGUUUUGAGCCGUUUGAUGAGAUUAUGAAAAUGCCUCCACAUUUGAUUGUUGAGAAAAGAGGUAAUCAAGAAAUGGCAAGGUCUUUUAGUCCUAUCAAGGGCAAGAUUUUGUGUGAGGUUAGGAACUCUAUUCUUAGGAUGACUGGUUUUCUUGAGACAUAAUAAUGAUAAUUGUUUUAUUUACUUUUUUUUUAUGAGUUAAAAAAAGUUUUGAAUAGAAAAAAAAUAUUGGAAAGAGCUAUAGGUUUAAUGUAUUGAUAAUUUGAAUUUUUAUAUAAAAAUUUAGUAUAAUUUAUUUUAUAUUAUUUUUAAUUUUUUAUUAGCUUAGAGGAAAUUAUCAACUUAUGGUUGGAUCGAUAUAAAUGUAAAUAUAACAAGUGCAACCUAUAUUCUUUUUCAGUGGAUUU